AUGACACGAAGCUUUGAGAUUCGCGAUUCGGAAACGCUGUUUGAAGCGGCGAAAGCUCUCGAAGAAGCCAUCGAGGGCGAUGAGUCCGACACGAGCGUCGGCGACGAUGCAUCGGAAAUCGUCUUCACAGGCCGUCCGGAGUCGAUCCCCGUGGAGGCGACCCCCGUGCAGUCGAAUCCCGUGCCCCCAGUAGACAAGCCGGUCUUGCCUACGCAUGGUGCCUCGGGUGCAGACGUGCAGAUUUACAUUAUUAGCGUCUGGAGGCACGAUUAUGGUGCUUGUCUGUACGAUGCGCAGUCGGUCGCCAGUAAAUGGCGUCACGGAAGAGGCUCGAUGUUCAGAGAUACCAAGCCGGCCGAUUUCGAGCGUAUAUUCGGCGAGACGGAUGGCAAAGUUCUGUUCAAAUCUAUGACCGAGGAUAAAAAAGAGGAGCAGCGAAAUAAAGACCAACAAGCCCUCGGUGCAUGGAAGAAGGGAGGUGGCCCGCUCAUUUACAAGUGUAAGAAUACCGAACUAGCGACAGACUUGCUCAUCUGA
Akanthomyces muscarius is the source of this 537-nucleotide messenger RNA. RefSeq lists its product as uncharacterized. The record is from RefSeq and is a predicted model, not a curated record. Bases 1 to 537 code for a protein of 178 amino acids. NCBI's taxonomy places the organism in Eukaryota, Fungi, Ascomycota, Sordariomycetes, Hypocreales, Cordycipitaceae. The transcript has a single exon.